AGCUUUUGUACCUAGUUCUCCACUCGCAUGAAGGUCACCGUCAUAUGAGAAGAGCCCGUAACAAUCUUUUCUCUUUCACCAACCACCACCAUGUCGGUCGAUCCGCAGCAGCUGUUGGACACGCUCUCGAGCCAAGUUCGCCAAUACGCCGACGUUGCUUCCGAGUUCAUUGAUAAGAAUGUCGACCGCGCCGCUGUAGUUGUCAGAGAGACUCUGUCCACCUCAGAAUGGGUGCCAGAGUCUGUCAGGCCUAAGCCUGCGGUGAAAGAAGUGGUGGCAGUCGUUUCUUUGGGGCGCUUCGAAAGGCUCCAAAACUGGAUUGCCGAGCACAAAAUUUUGACUGGAAUGAUAGUCUUGACCUGCGGAACCGUUGUUUAUAAAGGAUACUAUGAAAGUCGCUCCAUGAGAAAGACAAGACGAGCGAGAAGGGCACGAAAUGGCGGGCGUACUGAUGUCGUCGUUAUCGCCGGAUCUCCAUCUCUUCCUUUGACAAGGUCUUUGUCUUUGGACAUGGAGAGACGGGGUUUCAUCGUCUUCAUCGUUUGCAACGCCGCUGAGGACGAGUCCAUGGUUCAGGCUAUGAAGCGACCCGAUGUUCGACCUCUGAGCAUUGAUACCACUGACCCUCCCAAUGCUGGCUCUGCCAUCGAACAUUUUGCCCACUUCCUCCAGUCACCUCAAGCUCCUGGCCCUGGAAUGAAGCCCAACCAGCUCACUCUGAAAUCCGUUAUCCUGAUCCCGAGCCUCCACUACCAGACGUCUCCUAUCGCAACAAUCCCACCAUCCAGCUUUGCCGACCUUUUCAAUACCCACCUCCUCCAGCCCAUCCUUACAAUCCAGGCUUUCCUACCACUACUCACAUCCCGCUUGAACCCCAUCGGAGAAAAAUGGAUUCCUCCCAAGGUUCUUGUCUUUACUCCCUCCAUCAUUUCCUCAAUCAACCCACCAUUUCAUGCGCCUGAGGCUACCGUUUGCUCGGCCCUGUCCGCUUUCACGGAAGUCCUCACCGCCGAACUUAGACCCCUCGAUAUUCCGGUGACCCACAUGCAGCUCGGCACGUUCGACUUCUCCAGUUUCGUCCCGACUCGUGGCGGUCCCAACCAAGGUCUCGUCACCGCAGGAAACCCCGAGUCUCCUCUCGUCUGGCCUGAGGGCGCUCGACACGUGUAUGCUCGAAACUUUGUCGCACAAACUAGCUCUGCUAUCUCCGGAGGUCGUAUCCGUGGACUGAAGGGAAGCUCGCUUCGACGCCUCCACAACUCUGUUUUCGAUGUGAUUGAUGGUUCCAUCACUGCUGAUACCGUACGAGUUGGCCUCGGCGCCAGCGUGUACGGCUUCGUCGGACGAUGGGCCCCCCGAGGCCUCGUCUCUUGGAUGAUGGGCAUCCGCCGAGUUGACGAGCUCUCCACAUGGAAGACAAGCUCCUAUGAAGGUUCAGAGAGCAGUGACGAGGAUGAUGAGAGCGAGAAGGGCGAAGGAGAAUCAAGCGAAUUUGUCGCCGUCCCAACAGAGGCUAACGUCUGGCAUGCUGACAAUGAGGGAGCUAUGUGGACUCCCCAGGCAUCUGAGACCGCUUGAGCGAUAAAGACUGAAAUUUAUGCUGGAUAUCCGAUGUAAAUUGGAUCUGCAUGACACGCAUUAUGAUGGGACAUGUAAAACGUUCGAUUUUGUUACAUAUAGACGCCGUCACGACUCCAACUCUUGAAUGAUUUUCACACUACGGUUAUUGGAAAAAUACAAAUCCAAUUGCCUUACUUUCGACCAGUAUUUUGAGGUUCACAGUUACAUGAAAUUUUGACAUGGGAAUCAUGUGGGUAUCAUCAACUGAGUAAAAGUACAACAAGUAAAUGUGUGGCUUAGUGACCUCUCCCGCGGUAACGGCCUCUUCCUCGCCAUUUUCCUCGACCACCAUGACCGCCAUGACCUCCUCUAUGUCUGCCCCCAUCAUCCCGAUCCCUAUCUCUCUGUUGAUCGCGUGACCUGUCCACCUCAUCCUGCGCAGAAUCUAUUCGAAUGUCUUCAUCUUUCUUCUCCUCUGAUUUGAGGGUUGGCUUCUCCAGAUCCUUUGACCACUUGGGGUGGGCGCCUUCUUUGCAUUCAGGUCCAUCGGGGCAGAAACCUGCCAGGUAAAACACACAGAGCUUCCUACGCACGUGCUUCUUUGAACAGUUGGGCCCGAGGGGACAGAACCCCAUAUCGUAGUGAGGGCAGGGUGGCAGCCGACUUUGGGGGUCGAUGUGAAGGUAUAGGCAUUCAUCUCCAUUCGAGCAAUACCCGUUUCGCAUGAAGAAAUUACACUCGGGCAUCUUUCGAAGGUUGUACUCGUGAAGGAACUCGCAAUGCUCGCCCUUCUUGCACAGGCCGCGCAGCCAAUGUUUACACACGAGCGAGUUAAGACCACCGCUCGGCUGCGACGUCUUGGAAUCAGAGACGUGACGUUCAGGACAUCGUGUGCCGUUUGGGCAGUGGCCCGACUGGAAGGCUUUGCAUAUUGGCCGGUCGGGAGACAGGCCGACCUGGUACGUUUGUCGAAGGAAUGGCGAGAAUCGGAAGUUGUAGGGCGUGGCAGAGUGGUUGAGGAUGGCGGAGGCAGGAGAUUCGACGGCGCCGGGCAUGAUGUGUGAGAAUGGCGCAGGCCGAUCGCCUACAGAGGAUGGAGCAGUCAAUUUAUUUCUAGUAAUAUUCUUUCAAUAUUCCGAGUCAGGUCGUUGUGGAUGCUGCUAAGUUCGCGCUGCAAUAGAUGCUCUGUUGAUGUCAAGGUCAAGAUUUAGGCCAAAGCUUUGGUCGCUAACAUUUUCCAGAGCUGCAGGUACAGUGCGGCGACCGAGGUUUGUCA
Fusarium odoratissimum NRRL 54006 is the source of this 2836-nucleotide messenger RNA. RefSeq lists its product as uncharacterized. The transcript has 3 exons. The record is from RefSeq and is a predicted model, not a curated record. Lineage: Eukaryota; Fungi; Ascomycota; Sordariomycetes; Hypocreales; Nectriaceae. The coding region runs from base 91 to 1578 and encodes 495 amino acids.